Messenger RNA from Corapipo altera (White-ruffed manakin), 2207 nucleotides. It is a transcript of the gene MKS1, whose product is annotated as Meckel syndrome, type 1. Gene Ontology annotation, biological process: cilium assembly. The coding region runs from base 1 to 1746 and encodes 581 amino acids. The transcript has 17 exons. The record is from RefSeq and is a predicted model, not a curated record. Lineage: Eukaryota; Metazoa; Chordata; Aves; Passeriformes; Pipridae. Gene Ontology annotation, cellular component: MKS complex.
AUGGCGGGCGCCGUGCGGGGCCCGGGCGGGGGAGGCGCCGUGUGCCGCUCCCGGGACCCCGCCGUGUACCGCUCCCGGGACCCCGUCCGCAACCUGCGCCUGCGGGUCCGCAUCCAGCGGGUCGCGCCCGCCGGGCCCGUCCUGCCGCAGGCGCCGUCGCCGCUCGCCGGCCCCGAGCGCCCGGGCCGGGCCGGCAGCGCCGCCGGGGAGGGAGCGGUGCCGCUGGCGGUGAUCCGGGCCUCUGCCGCGGGCGCCCGGCGGCCCCCGGAGGACGAGGAGGAGGAGGCCGAGGUGGGGUGGCAGGAGAAGCUCUUCAGCCAGUUUGAGGUGGAUCUGUACCUGAAUGAGUCAGCCUGCCAGACUCCCCUGGACCGGCAGUACCAUGAGGAGAUCCGGAAACUGGAGAAGGCUGGAGGUCGGAAGAACUAUCGCAUCUUCACCUACACCGACCAUGACCGAUUCACCAACCUAGAGGAGCUCUGCCAGAAGGUAACUGACUCUGAUCAUGAGGUGCCCUCGUAUCUGGCUGAGAGGAUGGCCAAUGUGAGGAGGAGAAGACAGGACCGUAGGCCAGUAGAAGCGAGUUCUCUGAAGUCGAAAAUCAUCACCUGGGAACCCUCGGAAGAAUUUAUAAAGAACAAUCAUGUGAUUAACACACCUGUCCAGACCAUGUACAUCAUGGGGGACUUGGGACCUUAUGGGAAGCUUGGUCACAGAGAGUAUGAACAUGUUCUUUGCACAAUCAAGGUGGAUGGCAAUGGGGUGAUCACUGUGAAGCCUGAUUUCACUGGCACAAAAGGACCCUACCGGAUCGAGCUGGAUGGAGAGAAGCGAGAGGUGUGGGAAUACACCAUCGAGAAUGCCUCUGCCCAGGUGCAGCCAGAGGAGGAGGAGCGUGAGCAGCGCAUGUUCAGAGACCUCUACGGUCGGCACAGGGAUUACCUCAAUGGGCUCGUGGGCUCAGAGUUUGAAAUGCCUCUUCCUGGUACUCUCAGACUUUUUGUGAAUGGAGAAAUAGUUUCAGCUCAAGGCUAUGAGUAUGACAACCUUUAUGUGCAUUUCUUCCUGGAGCUUCCUAACCAGUGGUCAAGCCCCCCAUUCCAGCAGCUCUCAGGAGUGACACAGACCUGCACCACCAAGAAAGUGGGCUGGGAUAAGGUGGCAUACUUUUGCUACCCCUUCACUGUGGAGAUGUUUUACACCCUAGAAGAUGAAGACAGUCUCCCUCAGUGGCCUGUUCUCUACUUCGAGGUCCUAUCCCUGGAUUUCUGGCAGAGGUAUCGUGUGGAAGGAUACGGGUCCUUGGUGCUGCCAGCAUCUCCAGGUGUCCACGAGCUCACCAUCCCUACCUGGCGCCCCGUGGAGCUGGGGACAGUGGCUGAGAUGAGGAGGUUUUUCAUUGGGGGAUCUCCUGAGCUGGAGGACUUAACCUAUGUCCGGGUACCAUCGACCUUCAAGGGGAAGCGCCUGAGCCGCUUUGGUUUCCGGACAGAGACCACGGGGAGCGUCACGUUCCGGCUGUACUGCCUGCAGCAGUCCAAAGCCUUUCUGGAGAGCAGUGCCCUGAGGCAGCGCAUGCAGAGCGUACUGGACCGGCUGGGAGGCUUCAGCCAGCAGAGCUCUGUCUACAACGUUCUGGAGGCCUUCCAGCGGGCACGGCGCCGGAUGCAGGAAGCACGGGAGAGCCUUCCUCAGGAUCUCAUCAGCCCUUCUGCCUCCUCCAUGCCCCAGACACAGGACCUGUGAGCAUCCUCCCUCCAACACAAGCUCCCUCAGCAGCAGUCACAGUGCCUGGAAGCUUCAGAAGCCCUUCCUUUGUUGUUUUCCCUGGAUGGGGGAAGGAGUCUGUAGCACCUCCAGACCCAGAAUCUUUGCAUUUCCUCAGGUACCUGUGGAAGGAGCACAUUUCUUUCAAGGCCCUUUGUUACCAGGCUGUAACAAUACAGCCAAUUGUUCACAUUUCUGCUGAGCAGAGUGAAAUACUGACAUGGGACCUGUGAACCCUGUAACACCUUUUUCAGGGAUUGAGUAGUGAAUAAUGAGAAAAAUUGACAUGACUUGGUAAAUUUAGUUUUCUUCUUAAAGAAGAGAGUGGUGUUAAGGGAUGCUGUUUGAUACUAAUGAAAUGAGUAGAUAACUUCUUGAGAAGUGCUGAUAAUUGUUAGCUAUUGUGUAUAGGGCAAUCAAUAGUAAAAUGAAUUCAUCCA